UAUAAAAAAUGUGGACUUUGACAGCGCUCUCUCAAAUCAGAGAGUUCAAAUCAUUUUAUCCAUGCUUUUCGAUGAAACGUAAAACAAACCAUGGAAUAAGGGAGUAGCGAAAAUGACCAUUCACAGUACAUACUCAGGCGUACGUUCACAAUAAAACCAACAUGGCUGCUUCUGGUGAGUUAGGAUGGCAAGGGGUUAAAUCGUAACACUUUCAAUUAAACAACGCAAUUUGUUUGCGCAAAAAUCGGUUAGUUUGUUAAUGUAAAAUGAAAUGUAUUGACAAAUUUGAAAACAAAUCUCCAGCGUUACAUCGUAGAUUAUGUAUAAAAAUAUAACUUUAAAACCGUGAGUUGUGGUAAAAAUUCUUUAAAAUUUUGAUCUGAUUAAAAUGUUCAAAAAACAAGUAUAAAAAUGCAUAUGAUUAGUUAAUUUUUCGAAGAAAAAUAAAGAAAAAUCCAACUCUCCUAAAAUACUUUUUAAAACGAAAUACUAAUAAUACCGCAAAUCAUAUACAUAGAUUGAAAUAACUAGUCUGGUCUUAAAAAAAAACUUGCAACUGUUCCCAAAAUUAAAUCAGCUGUCUUCAAAUUAACCUAUUACUCAACAUUUUGCGCUCCAGCACAUAAAUUUCAGAAUAAAAACGCAUUUAUAUAAGAAAUUCAGUGUUUAUAACAGAAUUUAAAUAAUUAAUAAGCAUAAAAUGAUACGCCGAAAAACAUUCUUGUUAACACAACUACAACAUGUGUUCACCAAGCGUAAUAUUUCAUACAAAAAUUUGUUAGCGCUUAAAGGACGUGGUUUCUUUCAAGACAUUUUUCCCGAUACCGCAAAUGAACAGAUGAAAGCGCUCUUCACAAGCGGUCCGCAAACUAUAUACGCCGGCUUUGAUCCAACAGCUAAUAGCUUGCAUGUGGGCAAUUUGCUGGUGAUAAUGGGCUUGCUGCAUUGCCAGCGUGCCGGCCACAAUCCCAUUGCACUGGUGGGGGGCGCUACCGGCUUGAUUGGCGAUCCAAGUGGACGCAAAACAGAACGCAAUCAAAUGGGUGAAACCGAAAUUGAAACCAAUUUGAAGAGCAUAAAAAGUCAAUUGAAGCGUAUAUUUAAAAAUCAUCAAGACUGUUUGUGGGACGAUAAAAAAUAUAAGCAUAAGCUUCCUGAAUUGUGUGUCGUCAACAACGCCGACUGGUAUGCGAAUAUCAAUCUCAUCGAUUUCAUAGCCAACAUGGGUCGUCAUUUCCGUAUGGGCUCCAUGCUAUCACGAUCAUCUGUACAAACGCGUCUGGAGUCCGAGUCUGGCAUGAGUUUUACAGAGUUUACUUAUCAAAUUUUCCAAGCAUACGAUUGGUUGCAUUUAUGUCGUGCCUAUAAUUGUUGUUUUCAAAUGGGCGGCUCCGAUCAGAUGGGUAAUUUGAUGACGGGGCAUGAGUUAAUAAGUCGUGUGGUUAAAAAGCCGGUCUUUGGCAUGACAUUACCAUUGGUAACAAACGAAGAAGGUGAUAAAUUUGGUAAAUCUGCAGGAAAUGCUGUAUGGUUAGAUGAAGAGAAGACCUCUGCGUUUGCGCUGUACCAAUUCUUUGUGCGCAUGCCUGAUUCCGAGGUUGAAAAGCUAUUAAAACUAUUCACAUUCAUACCGCUGCCAGAAGUUGAACUGUUGAUGCGUGAACAUAAAAAGGAGCCAGAAAAACGUAAAGCACAAACUCUACUAGCCGAAGAUGUGACACUGUUAGUGCAUGGAGAAAAAGGACUUAAGCAGGCUGAGCGCAUAACCGACGCAUUGUAUAAAGGUAGUGUGGAUGCCUUAGGUGAACUCAAUUACGAGGAGGUGACACAGACAUUCGCUGGUGCCAAAGUAGUUGACUUAUUAGCCGAACCGGGCAUGUCAAUGCUGCAAUUGGCAAUGAAGGCAAAGUGUUUCAAUAAUGAAAGUGAUGCGAUGCGCAUUAUAGGCGCCGGCGGCUUUUACAUUAAUCAAAAGCGUGUGCAAAAUAUCGCUGAAAUUAUUUCGCAGGGCAUUCAUGUGCUGAAAAAUGGACUCUCGCUGUUGCGUGUGGGGAAAAAGAAUUUCUACAUUGUGCGUUGGCUCAAAUAGUCGGAUAUACAAUUAAAGACUUCUUUUUGCCCGCCUCUGAGAAUUGCACUUUAAUCGUACGUCCUUGCAACAUCGAAUUGUGCAGUUGAAAACCACGUUGAUAGCCCUCAAGAUCAGCCAUUUCCACAAAGGCAAAACCACCGCAUCGCUUCUUUGGUAUGCGCACACCUUUCACCGCACCAGCGUUUCCGAAGUGCGACUCCAAAUCGGAUUUAGUCGUUUCGAAAUUUAAAUUUGUCACAUAGAGCACGUGUCGAUUGGCUUUUGCUGCGCCACGCAUUAACGCACCCAACUGUUCUUUUGUCAAAUUGGUUUUCACUUCAUCGGUGUCCUCUUCGUCGCUUUUGCUAGCGCCAUUUGCUUGUGUUGCACGGGCAUCUUUCUUCGCUUCACCAUUUUCUGUAGCUUCUUCCUCAUUUGUCUUUUCGUCAUCGCUAUGUUCCUCCUCACCAUCGCUGGAAUCGGUUGCUGUCUCUUUUUCUAUAUAGGUGCCAUUCAGUAUUUCCUGUCGUUUGAUAUCGUCAAAGUUGCCCAGCAAAUCAGCCGUCUCGUCAUUUACUGUGCGCCGUACACGCUUUGGCUUCACAAACUCUUCAACAUUAUAAUCACUAUCGAAGGAAUCGUUAGCCAUUUGAGUAUUUUGGGUUCGAUUUUCUUUCAGGAAUUUUCUAAAUAAGUUAUGCGCCCCCGUUUUCUUCAAUAUUUUUGUGCUUCGAAUCAAAACAUGUGUUGGUAUGUCAGUGGUUGCAACUUCUUUCAACUGUAACUAUUCACAAUAAUAAAAUGUCUGAAA
Bactrocera oleae (olive fruit fly) is the source of this 2882-nucleotide messenger RNA. RefSeq names its product Tyrosine--tRNA ligase, mitochondrial (gene TyrRS-m). Gene Ontology annotation, cellular component: cytosol; mitochondrion. Gene Ontology annotation, molecular function: tyrosine-tRNA ligase activity; ATP binding; RNA binding. Gene Ontology annotation, biological process: tyrosyl-tRNA aminoacylation. NCBI's taxonomy places the organism in Eukaryota, Metazoa, Arthropoda, Insecta, Diptera, Tephritidae. The record is from RefSeq and is a predicted model, not a curated record.